This is a messenger RNA of Columba livia (rock pigeon), 2831 nucleotides long. RefSeq names its product solute carrier family 13 member 4 (gene SLC13A4). Gene Ontology annotation, biological process: transmembrane transport. The transcript has 16 exons. Bases 806 to 2740 code for a protein of 644 amino acids. The record is from RefSeq and is a predicted model, not a curated record. Gene Ontology annotation, cellular component: membrane. Gene Ontology annotation, molecular function: transmembrane transporter activity. NCBI's taxonomy places the organism in Eukaryota, Metazoa, Chordata, Aves, Columbiformes, Columbidae.
ACAGUCCUCAUUGGUGAAUUAGAGUUGCAUGAAGCUUUUUAACAAGUUUUUCUCUUGAGCCCAAGCAUAAUCUGUGUUGGAAUUGCCACCCUGUGAAUUCCAAGCUCAGGGCAAAAGUAGGGUAAAGGUAAAUACAAAGUAGAAGCCAAAGUUACAGCAAGGAGACAAAAUCUGGAAGAACUGCAGAUGUUUUUGUUUUGUUUUGUUUUGUUUUGUUUUUUAGAAGGAAUACCUGCAAUUGUGCUUCUGUGCACUGAACAGUAGAAUUUUGAUUUUAAUAAUUUUCCAGCAGAAAAGAAAUCUGUAUUUGAGACAUUCAGACUAUCAAACAGGAGGAAAAGAAGCAGCCUCAAACAGAUCUCACCCAGUUAACAAAAAAAGGAAUUACAUUGCUGGAUGAUGGAAGAAAAAAAGCCUUCUAAAACAUGGGGAUAAGAAUGCAACAUGCCUACACCUGUGAUUCUGAAUUAAAUAGAAAAAUUGUCAAAAGAUCACUAUGAUCCAACUUGCAGACCUCUGCAUGUUACGGAGUGAUAAGGUUUUGGAUGUGCUGGUGAGCCCUACUUAAACUGAAUGUCUUUUUAAUUGAAAGUUCAUUAGGUUUCUUUUAAAAACAACAGAUUAAAGAAUAAACUAAUUAAGAAAACUACUUUAGAUGACUGGGUGGGGACAGGAAAUGAAGCAGUGAGAGGCCUUUCAGGGAAAUCCAGGCACAGGUGAAGAAAAACGUGGAGUGGAAGUUGGAGUAUCUGAGGAACCAGAGAAGCAACCCAAGGAGAAGAAAGCCACCAGAAAAUAAAGGAGUAUGGCAAUGAUCAAGGACAUUCUCCGGUCCAGGAAUCUUUUGCUCGUUGUUCUCAUUCCACUUCUGCUGCUUCCUCUGCCACUUUUAUACCCCAGUAGUGAAGCCUCAUGUGCCUAUGUGCUGAUUGUGACUGCUGUAUACUGGGUCUCUGAAGCAGUACCUCUUGGUGCAGCAGCCUUGGUUCCUGCUUUCCUAUACCCACUUUUUGGAGUCAUGAAAUCCAGUGAGGUGGCUGCCGAAUAUUUCAAGAACACGACUUUGCUCCUCAUGGGUGUGAUUUGUGUGGCAGCUUCUGUAGAAAAGUGGAAUCUCCACAAGCGAAUUGCACUGCGCAUGGUCAUGAUGGCUGGAGCAAAGCCGGGCAUGUUGCUUCUUUGCUUUAUGUGUUGUACCACAGUGCUCUCCAUGUGGCUUUCCAACACAUCCACUACAGCCAUGGUGAUGCCAAUCGUGGAGGCAGUGCUCCAGGAGCUAGUGAAUGCUGAGGAGGAGCAUGAGAUCAUCAGUACUGCAGGCAGCACCAUUAUUGAAGAAAACGAGCCAAUAGGUCUCAGCGAAAAGCAUGGCCAGCCUUCACUGGAGCUUAUCUUCAUCAAUGAGGAUGCCACUACUACUGACUUCAGCUCCUUGAUGCACCCAAAGAGUAUGAAUGGUGUACACAUGAUAGCCAACCCUAUUGGAAUGAUGAAUUCUAAGAGCAAUGGGCAGCACCUACCUCAGACUCAGAUACUGGUCCUGCCUCCUAAGCCCUCAGAACUGGAACUGAGCACUAAAUACCGGUAUCAGACCAGACAUGACCACAUGGUCUGUAAAUGCCUCUCACUGAGUAUCUCCUACGCUGCAACCAUUGGGGGACUGACAACCAUCAUAGGGACCUCCACAAGCCUCAUAUUCUUAGAGCACUUCAACAACCACUACCCAAAUGCUGAAGUGGUGAAUUUUGGAACCUGGUUUUUGUUCAGUUUCCCUGUCUCCCUCAUCAUGUUGGUCCUGACUUGGUUCUGGAUGCACUGGCUGUUCUUGGGCUGCAAUUUUAAGGAGACCUGUUCUGUGAGCAAGAAGAAGAAGACCAAACGUGAAGAAAUGUCAGAGAGAAGAAUUCAAGAAGAAUAUAAGAAACUGGGAAAUGUUAGCUAUCCUGAGAUGGUGACUGGAUUUUUCUUCAUUCUGAUGACCUUGCUUUGGUUUACUCGAGAGCCUGGCUUUGUACCAGGAUGGUCUUCUUUUUUUGAGAAGAAAGGUUACCGGACUGAUGCCACUGUCUCUGUAUUUCUUGGUUUUCUCCUUUUCCUCAUUCCAGCAAAAAAGCCAUGUUUUGGAAAAAGGGAAAAAGGCAAGGAGGAUGCAGCAAGAAAGAGAUCUGGAGAUGAUAAUGAAAGGUCAACAGAAAUUAACACACUGGAUCCCAUCAUUACCUGGAAGGACUUCCAGAAGACCAUGCCCUGGGAGAUUGUAGUGUUGGUUGGAGGGGGUUAUGCCUUAGCAGCUGGAUGCAAGACCUCUGGCCUCUCUACAUGGAUUGGACGCCAAAUGCUGUCCCUGAGCAGCCUUCCCUACUGGGCUGUAACUCUGCUGGCUUGCAUUUUGGUGUCCCUGGUAACAGAGUUUGUUAGUAAUCCAGCAACCAUAACCAUCUUUCUGCCUAUUUUAUGCAGCAUGUCAGAAACCCUGCUUAUCAACCCUUUAUACACCCUGAUUCCUGUCACCAUGUGUAUCUCAUUUGCGGUGAUGCUGCCAGUGGGUAACCCACCAAAUGCCAUCGUCUUCAGUUAUGGGCACUGCCAGAUUAAAGAUAUGGUAAAAGCUGGCCUUGGUGUAAACCUGAUUGGCCUGGCUGUUGUCAUGGUGGCAAUCAACACUUGGGGAAUUAGACUCUUCCAGCUGAACACUUUUCCAGAAUGGGCAGCAGUUGGCAACGUCACUCGCCAAACAUAAUCUCCAAUAAAAAAAAAUUAAAAUAAAAAAAAAAAAAAUAAAAAAAGGAAAAUAAAAGAGAAAAAAAGGAAAAAAAAAGUGCAAAACCAAA